Molecule: messenger RNA, 984 nt
Organism: Python bivittatus (Burmese python)
Lineage: Eukaryota; Metazoa; Chordata; Lepidosauria; Squamata; Pythonidae
Source: RefSeq, a predicted model, not a curated record
AUGAAGGAUAGCAGCAGCAACAAUAUUGAAAUAAAGAACGUGAGUGCCAUAUUGGAGUUUAUCCUGGUUGGGCUAUCUACAACAACUGAAAUACAGAUACCCCUCUUCUGGUUAUUCAUAUUCAUCUAUGUUACAGCCCUAACUGCCAACUUCAUCCUCAUUCUUACUAUAUGCACUUUCAGGAAACUCCACACACCCAUGUACUUCUUCAUUGUCAACUUGUCCUUAGUGAAUGUAUUCUCUAUUUCAGUUACCACACCUAAAUUGCUCCAGAGUCUUUGGACUGGAAGAAAGACCAUCUCAUUUCAUGGUUGCUUUACUCAGGUCUUUCUGUUUAUAUGGGCUUUGGGCACAGAGCUUCUCAAACUUCUUUUUCUCUCCUUUAUGGCUUUUGAUCGCUAUGCUGCUAUCUGUCAGCCUUUCCAGUAUCCCAUGAUCAUGAAGAAGCAAGUGUGUGCUUGCAUAGCUGUUGGAGUGUGGGUUGUGGGACUGGUGAAUUCUUCUACGCAUUCUGGCCUUAUGUUGCAGUUAUCUUUUUGUAACUCCAAUGUUAUCAAUCAUUUCUUCUGUGACGUACCUCCAUUGCUGCACCUCUCAUGCUCAGAUAUAACCCUAAAUGAAUUUGUGCUAUCUGCCUCAGAUAUUAUAUUUGGGAUUGGAUGUUGUGGGUUGACUCUAACAUCAUAUUUUUUAAUCAUAAGAGCUAUCUGCAGAAUCCGUUCCACUGAAGGGAAGAAGAAAGCAUUUUCCACCUGUUCCUCACAUUUCAUUGUAGUCAGUAUUUUCUAUUCCUCUGUCAUCUAUACUUACAUCAGACCACCUUCAGCCUACUCUCUAGACCAAGAUAAACUCAUUUCUCUUCUUUAUUCAGUGGUAACUCCUGUUGCUAAUCCAGUCAUAUAUUCACUGAGAAACAAAGAUUUUAAGGAAGGACUGACAUCACUCAAAGAGAGAAUUGGGCUGCUCAGUCGACUUCAAUACUGA